AAGUCAUCUACAUUAUAGCAACUCUUCAUCUUUAACUUACAGUCCUUGGUAUGAAUCCUCUGCUACCACAAACAAUGUUCAGACAACAUUGUCUGAACCAAAACCAAAAAUCCUGGCGUGUUCUUGCAGCUUACACUCUUCUGGGUUUCUUGUUUAUCAGCCAAUCAUGUACAUCGAUCAGGGCUGAAGAAAACGUGGCUAGAAACCAUACGUGGCAAGAAGCCUUCCAAUUACUUGGAAUAAGCUGGAAUCCUGACGGCACAUUGCAUAGAAAUAUCACAGUCCCUCUGGUGAAUGCCACCCCUUCUGUUACUGACCCGAUAAACCCUCCUGUAGCGCUCUCGAAGGAUGUUCGGCUUAGCCAUAAUAGCAAAGCCUAUGUCCGCCUCUAUAGACCAAUCAAUCCCCCAGAAGACUCCAAGAUUCCACUCAUUUUCUACUUACAUGGAGGUGAUUUUGUGUUGUUUAGUGCAGCGACAGUUACUUUUCAUAACUUUUGUAAUGAUAUCGCCGCGCAGUUCCCGGCGGUGGUGGUAUCUCUCGAGUACCGGCUGGCCCCCGAACACCGCCUCCCGGCAGCUUAUGAUGAUGCCUUGAAUGCUCUCUUCUGGGUUAAGAACCAAUCACUAGGUAUAGGGGGACGUGAUCCAUGGCUAAACUAUGCUGAUUUUUCGACAGUUUUUCUAUUGGGCAGUAGUGCUGGUGCGAACGCAAUUUACCACCUGGCCCUACGUGCACAGGAUUUUGAUCUUCGACCAUUAAAAAUCCGUGGAAUUCUAUUAAAUCAACCUUUCUUUGGUGGAGUUCAUAGGACUCCAUCGGAGAUUAGACUUAAAGAGGAUACUGUUAUUCCUUUGUUCAUGUGUGACGUAUUGUGGACAUUGGCAUUGCCACUGCACGCUAAUCGCGAUCAUGAAUUUUGUAACCCGAUAACUGGUGGAUCUUACCACGGAAGGGUUCCACGCUUACCGAGGGUCUUUCUGCAAUCAUUCUAUGGUGAUCCCUUGUCCGACCGAACAACCCUGUUAGUAAAGUUGUUGAAGAGCUACAAUGUAACCGUGGUCUAUCAGUAUACUCAAGAUGGUUACCAUGGUAUCGAACUUCAAAACAGGACUGCUGCACAAGAGUUAUACAACCAUAUGAAGCGUUUUAUCUACUCUGCUAAUAUUACUGGUGGUGAUGAAUCUCAUGCUUCUUGCUAAUGGUUCGUGGCCCUCUGGUUUUUUUUUUGCAUCUUGCUCUCGUAGUUGUGUUGAUUUCAAUAAAGUGUAUUUGGGGUUUGAAAUCUUGAAUAAAUUAUGGAUGUUCUGUGUUCAA
Messenger RNA from Olea europaea var. sylvestris, 1317 nucleotides. Its product is annotated as probable carboxylesterase 8. The coding region runs from base 51 to 1202 and encodes 383 amino acids. The transcript has a single exon. Gene Ontology annotation, molecular function: hydrolase activity. The record is from RefSeq and is a predicted model, not a curated record. NCBI's taxonomy places the organism in Eukaryota, Viridiplantae, Streptophyta, Magnoliopsida, Lamiales, Oleaceae.